Molecule: messenger RNA, 1095 nt
Organism: Onthophagus taurus
Lineage: Eukaryota; Metazoa; Arthropoda; Insecta; Coleoptera; Scarabaeidae
Source: RefSeq, a predicted model, not a curated record
GAUGCAAUUUUUUUUAGUUUAAUCGAUCCCCACGUAACAGAUUAUUGCGUCGUUAUCAACACAAUAAAGUCUUAUCGAACGUUGUGUUCCGCGCAAUACGAAAACGAAGAACCCCAAGUUAUCAAAUACGAUCAUCAUCAUCACCAACGCCGGAAAGACUUAAAUAAAGACUUAUCCUUACCAAAAAUAAGUUGCGUCGGAAAACGUACUCAUUUCACAUUAAACGAUUUACAAAAAGGACAAAAUUAUUUCGUCGAUGUUUUCGCAAUCAACCAACAAACAAAUUUAACGUACCCUUAUGGUUCAACAAAAACCAAAUUCGACGCUUACAUCAAACCCACAUCCCUUAAAGACGGGAAAUUAACAUUCGUUAAUUUAAAAAAGUUAGAUGGAAAAGCCGAAUUUAUUUACAAGUUAGAAAAAUCAUCGGAAAAUUCGUUAGAAUUUUAUUUCAUCCCAUGCGGGUUAAUGGACAUCGAAAUAAUCCUAAAACACAACGGAACAAAAUCGAAAUCCCGCUUAAAAAAUUUCGGAAAAAUCACCAUCGAUAACCCAACCCCGUUAAAAUACUUCUUACGAGUGCUCGAUCGCAAUUUUUCAUCCGAUAUUCGAAGAUCUUCAGGAGUUAAGGUUUUGGCGACAACAAAACCAUCAAAAAUACCAUUCCCGGUGCUUCCCUCACGAACGGAAGUCCACGAAUACAUAUCAAUGCGAAAAUGCGACCAAAUCACCAUCGGGUGGUACGCUUCUCCCAUGAAAAAUAACGCGAAAUAUUGUGUGGCUAUAAAAAAGGGAAAAUUGCAAACGCAAAAUGAUAAGUUGGAUUUAACGGAUCGUUGCCGAGAUUUUAAUUUAAAAUCGUUGGGGGUUACGUAUUGUAAAGAAUUUAAGGAGUUUAAAAGUGUUUUAUCAUCGCAAGAUGAAAUAAUCAUGGAAACUAUUGAAAAUUUGGAAUCGGGGGAAAGUUACGUUGUUUACGUUUCGAUACAAAAGAAAAAGGGGAAAACUUUAUCUUACGAUUUAUUACAAGCUUACACCAAAGCUGAAUGUAGUUAAUAUAUUGUCUAUAUUUAAUAAAAUUUUAUUAAAAUAAAA